AUAUCCAUAAUGAAUAAUGACUGCAUGCAUGUACCUUACCCGAGAUACUGAUGAAAAUCAUGAUUCAGAAGGAGGUGGGAGGGUCUCAAGCUGUCUGAAUAAACCAUCUCCUCUACUCUUGACCUGAGUGCCAAAGCACAACAGCAAACACAAGGUGCAGAUUAUCCUUCUGUGUGGUGAGACAGGAAGAGCAUCAGCACAGGCACUUAAGGGACAAUCAGAGUUCUAUUUGAGGAGUUGAUGAUCUCACCCUAGUGCCCGAGUUGUGAUGUGGGGGUGCACCAUGGCAAUACAAGGUUCAAUGGUGAGCCUGGCUUUACUGUUCUUUGGGAUUCAAGCUGUCCCUAACCCCACCAACAAACUAGUAAGGACCACAAGGGUGAGGCGACAGGUUGCCGAAGGUGGGGGUCCUUCUAACAACCAGACCCAGGCCAUGAUCUUCAAUCAUGUAUACAACAUCAAUGUACCUCUAGAGUCACUCUGUUCAGUGGAGCUAGACAUGAUACCAGGGCCAGGGACAAACAAAGGUACAGCUGGGAGUGACAAGAUGCCGACAGAGUACACAGAAGAGACAGUGGACUCGGACAGCCAGGUGACUUUCACCCAUCGCAUCAAUAUCCCAAAGCAGGCCUGUGCUUAUCCUGCGGCUGUCGCCAUGGAACAGCUGGCUAACCGUAUAGAGAUGCUGGAGAGGGAGGUAUCCUUGCUUCGAGCACAGUGUAGCUCCAGCUGCUGUGGAGAGAGCUCUGUUAUGGGUCAGUUCGACUUCGUCCCUCAGUGUGGCCAUGGCACGUUCAGCAUGGAGGUUUGUGGGUGUUGGAAGAAGGAUGGUUUGGCAAAGAACUGCUCUGAAGCCCGCUGCCCAGAUGAUGCUCUGGCCAGGGGCAUUUGCAUCGAAGGGGGUUAUGCAUUGAUGGGCGAGUGUGUUUGCGAGGAAGCUAUUGCUGGGGAGGACUGCUCGCUGGGCAGGUGUCUGAACGACUGCUCAGAUCAAGGAACCUGUGUGAACGGAACCUGCCAGUGCCGACCCGGCUUCCUGGGGAAGACUGCUCUCUCAUCUUCUGUGCUAAUAACUGCAGCCAGAAAGGGGUGUCCCUUCUUGUUGCCAGAAAAUGUGUAG
Molecule: messenger RNA, 1120 nt
Organism: Carassius auratus (goldfish)
Lineage: Eukaryota; Metazoa; Chordata; Actinopteri; Cypriniformes; Cyprinidae
Product: tenascin-R-like
Exons: 6
Coding region: 269-1120 (283 amino acids)
Source: RefSeq, a predicted model, not a curated record